CCGUGUGGCGGAAGGCCGCGGAGGGCAAGAUGGCGGCGGGCGGAGCGCCGCCUCUUCCGCCCCGCCGGGUGUCGCACGAGGCCGGCCUAAAGGGGAAGUGAGUCAGUGUCCGCGGACCCGGCCCGCUAAGGCCCGCGCCCGCCGAGGCCCCAAGAGGCCUCGGCCCGGCGGCGGGGGCGGCGGCGGCGGCCAUGGCCGGGGGGCCGGGCCCCGGGGAGCCUGUGGUUCCAGGCGCCCAGCACUUCUUGUACGAGGUGCCACCCUGGGUUAUGUGCCGCUUCUACAAAGUGAUGGACGCCCUGGAGCCCGCCGACUGGUGCCAGUUCGCGGCCUUGAUCGUGCGCGACCAGACAGAGCUGCGGCUGUGCGAGCGCUCCGAGCAGCGCACAGCCAGUGUUCUGUGGCCCUGGAUCAACCGCAACGCGCGUGUGGCUGACCUCGUUCACAUCCUCACGCACCUGCAGCUGCUGCGUGCGAGGGACAUCAUCACAGCCUGGCACCCUCCUGCCCCUGUUGUGCCCCCAAGCACCGCUGCCCCAAGACCCAGCAGCAUCUCUGCAGGCUCUGAGGCCGAGGACUGGAGCCCCCGGAAAUUGCAGUCCUCUGCUUCCACCUUCCUCUCCCCAGCUUUUCCAGGCUCCCAGACCCAUUCUGAGUCAGAGCUCCUCCAGGUUCCACUCCCUGUUUCCCUCCGACCACCACUACCAUCUUCAGCCCCUUCCUCCACCAAGCCAAGCCCAGAGAGCCCAGUGUCUGGCCUCCAAAGAGCCCAUCCCUCCCCAUUUUGCUGGCCCUUCUGUGAGAUUUCCCAAGGCACCUGCAACUUCUCUGAAGAACUCAGGAUUGGAGAGGGUGGUUUUGGAUGUGUAUACCGAGCAGUCAUGAGAAAUACUACAUAUGCUGUGAAGAGACUGAAGGAGGAGGCUGACCUAGAGUGGACUAUGGUGAAACAGAGCUUCUUAACAGAGGUGGAACAGCUAUCAAGGUUUCGUCACCCAAAUAUCGUAGACUUUGCUGGCUACUGUGCAGAGAGUGGCUUCUACUGCCUUGUUUAUGGCUUCUUGCCCAAUGGCUCCUUGGAGGAUCAGCUCCACCUUCAGACCCAGGCCUGCUCCCCCCUUUCCUGGCCUCAACGACUGGACAUUCUUCUGGGCACAGCCCGGGCUAUUCAGUUUUUACAUCAGGAUAGCCCCAGCCUUAUCCAUGGAGACAUCAAGAGUUCUAAUGUGCUUCUGGAUGAGAGACUGAUGCCCAAGCUGGGAGACUUUGGCCUGGCUCGUUUCAGCCGCUUUGCAGGGGCCAAACCAAGCCAGAGCAGUACUGUGGCCAGGACUUGCACAGUUCGAGGUACCCUCGCCUACCUGCCUGAGGAGUACAUCAAGACAGGCCGACUGGCUGUGGACACCGAUACCUUCAGCUUUGGGGUGGUAAUACUGGAGACCCUUGCUGGUCAGAGGGCUGUGAGGACACAAGGUACAAAGACCAAGUAUCUGAAAGACCUGAUUGAAGAUGAGGCUGAAGAGGCCGGAGUGACCCUGAAAAGCACCCAGCCUACUCUGUGGGUGGGUGUAGGCACGGAUGCUUGGGCUGCUCCAAUUGCUGCCCAAAUCUAUAAGAAGCACCUGGACUCCAGACCUGGGCCCUGCCCACCCCAGUUGGGCCUGGCCCUGGCUCAACUAGCUUGCUGCUGCAUGCACCGUCGGGCCAAGAAGAGGCCCCCCAUGACCCAGGUAUACAAGAGACUAGAAGGGCUUCAGGCAGGGCCUCCCUGGGAGCUACAGGUUGCCGGCCAUGGCUCCCCUUCCCCACAGGAGAACUCCUACAUGUCCACCACUGGCAGUGCCCAGAGUGGGGAUGAACCAUGGCAGCCUCUAGUAGUGACCACAAGAGCCCCAGCCCAGGCUGCCCAGCAAUUCCAGAAAAGUCCCAACCAGCCAGUGGAGAGUGAUGAGAGUGUUCCCGGCCUCUCUGCUACCCUGCAUUCCUGGCACUUGACUCCAGGUUCCCACCCAAGCCCAGCAUCCUUCAGAGAGACUAGCUGUACCCAGGGAGGCACUACCAGAGAAUCAAGUUUGAGGAGUAGCCCAGGCUUCCAGCCUACAACCAUGGAAGGCUCAUCCACAGGCAGCUCAGCCCUGCUAUCAUCAGAACCACCACAGAUCAUCAUCAACCCAGCCCGACAGAAGAUGGUACAAAAGCUGGCUCUUUAUGAGGAAGGGGUCUUGGAUAGCCUGCAACUGCUGUCAUCAGGCUUUUUCCCAGGCUUGGAUUUAGAACCUGAAAAGAGACAGGGACCUGAAGAAAGUGAUGAAUUCCAGAGCUGAUUUGUUCAUCCUGACAAAUCCCUCAGACUCAGAUGUCAAAGUUCUCAUGGUUGGAAGUUCUCAUGGUGUGCAAACUCCUCAGUAGCCCAAAGGCAUCAGGUGUGGGGGCUCACCCUGGCAAAGGAGAGAGAGUAGUGGACCCUGCUGUUCUCAGAAUGUAAGCACAGACAGGGCUAGCCAAAGAACUUGAUAGAGGCUGAUAAGGCAGGCAAUGUCGGGCCAGCAUUUGUGAGCAAGGCAAGCAGAGUACCUAAGGAAUUGGGUAGUACAUAACAGAAGACUGCUAGCUACACAGGCCCAGAGGACAUAAGUGGGUCUGUUUGUAUGGUGGGAACUGGCUCCCCUGAGAGCUAGACAAUAUAUCUGCAGUCUAUGAGUCUGUUCCUUAGAACUUCCCUAAAACCACAAGCGAAAGUAGCUAUUGUGCUUGUAAAUUGCAAAAAAAAAAAAAAGAGUGUCUUACAGUUCAGUCCACUAGCUAGAAGUGAGCACUCCGAGUUUCUCCCAAGAGUCUAAUAAAAACCCCCUCCCCAUCUUGGGUGGAUAUAUGCAAGCCUUGCCAGAUACCAGUGAGCUAGUUUCAUAUGACUACCUUGCCUGCCUAGGCAGGCUGUCUGUAUACCCUGCAAAUUGACUGGUUGCCCAAGAAAGAAGAAACUGAGAGCAAAGCUAAGUAUUUGAGGAGGGAAGAAUGUUACAUUAAAAAAAAAAAAACAAAAACAAAAAACCAACAAGUUUUUGUGUAAUUAAGUGUCUUCACAAGUAAUCCAGGGUUAUAGCCCAGGCUUACAAUGAUUCUGUGUUUGAGUCAUGAGUCACACUACAUGCCCCUGUGGAAUUGGUGACAUCCAAUUUGUCCUUGAGUAAUAAAAGCGUACAUUUCACUGUCUGGUUAAACUUGUGGAAUUUGUUGUACUAAAAGUGUUAUGCUUUCCUAAUGCUUUAAAUCUCUAGGUUCUUAAGUGUCCACCCAAAACUCAGGCCCCUGGCGUUUGUUCUUUUCUCUUGUCAAGCCCAGACUGGGGAUAGAUUCCCAAUGCUGCUCCCCUUGCUUUCAUGUCUUGCAGAUUUCAUGGAUAUUGAUGCUAUUGGAAAUGAAGCCUUCAUGUCUGAAUUAUUCAUCAAUCAUAUAUAGAAAUUUAAUUGAGUUUUGAUUCUUAUCUUUAUUCUGUGACCUUACUUAUUAGUCCCACUUGUUUUGGGGGUGAUUACUCUGAGAUAGUUUGUAUACAAUCAUCCUAUCUGAAAAUAAAGACAAUUUUACUUCAUUGCCAACCUA
This is a messenger RNA of Mus pahari (shrew mouse), 3603 nucleotides long. RefSeq names its product interleukin 1 receptor associated kinase 1 (gene Irak1). The record is from RefSeq and is a predicted model, not a curated record. Gene Ontology annotation, molecular function: protein binding; protein kinase activity; ATP binding. Gene Ontology annotation, biological process: interleukin-1-mediated signaling pathway; protein phosphorylation; intracellular signal transduction. NCBI's taxonomy places the organism in Eukaryota, Metazoa, Chordata, Mammalia, Rodentia, Muridae. Gene Ontology annotation, cellular component: cytoplasm; nucleus; plasma membrane. The coding region runs from base 192 to 2324 and encodes 710 amino acids. The transcript is spliced from 14 exons.